This is a messenger RNA of Trichosporon asahii var. asahii CBS 2479, 1368 nucleotides long. RefSeq lists its product as uncharacterized. The record is from RefSeq and is a predicted model, not a curated record. The coding region runs from base 1 to 1368 and encodes 455 amino acids. Lineage: Eukaryota; Fungi; Basidiomycota; Tremellomycetes; Trichosporonales; Trichosporonaceae. The transcript has 4 exons.
AUGACAAUCUCAGUACGAGCUCUGCGCAAUAUCACCGACGCGCUUAGCUUCACGUUCGGCGCGGCAACGUUCGCGACCGCUCUCUCCGCCGUCUGCAUCGCGGGAUCUUGGGAACGCAUCAUCUCGGGCUACGCCGCCCAGCUCAUCUGCGGCACUGUCUUUGGCGCGGUGGCUAUUGCUUACUACAUCUCCUCUCUUUCCGUGACAGCUGCCAAGCCGCAAUCACGCUUCACAUCCUUGUUUACGUCUGUUCUCGUGCGCGGGUUCCUCUUUGUCUUCGGCGCCGCCAUGGCCGGAUACCAGUCCACCAUCUUCACGGGCGUACGCGAGUGCAGACGCUACCGGCGCCUGAACAUCGAUGGCAACCCCGGACCAGCGGCAAACUGUAAUCUCCCUCUCGCCGCUGGCAUCCUGGCGUGGAUCACCGUCGGCGUGAUUGCCAUCUCGGUCGUGGUCGAGAUCGCGGUCAUCACGAGCAGAUACGGCAACACGAAGCGGACUUGGCGAUCCAGCAUUGCCGCGCUCGAACACGGCACCGAGCCGAGCGCGGCCCAUUCCGCCGCGGGGUCUGGGAUUGCCCAUCCUCCUCUCCUUGUUAGAGCACGGAACUCCGACGCGACGUUGCGGCUCGAAGACUUGCCGGAUCCGAAUCGCGCACAGACGCAGAAGGGGAGUGCCAAGCGGGGCUCACGGGCCUCAACGCCAUGUUCGCAGUGUCGUUGGGAGGCUCAGCCUGCAGUGCAUCUUUCUGGCUCUAUACUUCUCAACCCAUCGCUCAUCCUCCCUUUGUUUCCACUGAAUAUGACGCCGCCCGUGACGAUAUCGGCCCGCACUCUUCGUCUCUGUACCGAUACCCUUGGCUUUCUCCUCGGUGCUGCCACAUUUGCUACGGCGCUCGCUGCCCUCAUGAUUGCCGCGUACUGGGAGCGGAUCAUGUCUCGAUAUGCUGAUCAACUGAUCUGCGGGAUCGUCUUUGGUGCCGUCGCAUUCUUGUACUUCGUGUCUUCAAAACCGUCGUCUCGCUUCACCUCCCUCCUUAGUUCUUUCGUUGCGCGGGAGCUGCUCGUUGCUCUCGGCGCCGCGCUGGCCGGAUACCAGUCCGAGCUAUUCCACGGCGUGCGCGUGUGCAACAGGUACAUGAGCAGCAACCCCUCGUUCACUCCCGCCAUCAACUGCCGCAUGCCCUUCGUCGCUGGCAUUCUCGCGUGGGUCACUGUCGGGGCUAUCGCGCUCGGCGUCGGACUCGAGAUCGCAGUCGUCACGAGCAGGUACCCCAACACGAAGCGUAUCUGGCGCUCUAGCCUCGCGGAGCUCGAAGGAAGCACGGAGGCGUACAGAAACACGGCACCCCGCGUGCUGAAGGAGUAG